Molecule: messenger RNA, 1602 nt
Organism: Daldinia childiae
Lineage: Eukaryota; Fungi; Ascomycota; Sordariomycetes; Xylariales; Hypoxylaceae
Exons: 2
Coding region: 1-1602 (533 amino acids)
Biological process (GO): DNA-templated transcription
Cellular component (GO): nucleus
Molecular function (GO): DNA binding; zinc ion binding
Source: RefSeq, a predicted model, not a curated record
AUGGGAAAGAUACCAGCAAGGCCAAUUUUAGACUUUCUUCUCCAAUAUUUCAUCCAUGAGGUCAACUGGAUGAAUCAGCUCGUACAUCCGCCAAGUUUCUUGGCCGAAUAUGAAGAUUGGUGGACAAGGAGACCUGUAACUCGUCUGGUAGAUGUCGAGUUUGCCGUUCUCAUCUUGCGUAUCAGCGCAUACUGUUCGCAAUUCCUCCCUUCGCCAGCUCAUACAUCCGAUAUGAUUCGUGGCGUCUCUUUAACUGAGAUACGAUACCAAUGCACCCGGACGGCCCAGAUACUAGAGAAGAUAUGUGCACAAGCAGACACGACGGGCUCUCUAAUCCGAGUGCAACAUCUUUGUUUCGCCGCGCUUAACCAGCAAUGCGAAGGCAAUAUAAAACUUUCGUGGGCAACGUUCGGUUCGGCUAUUGGAGUAGCGCAGAUGAUAGGAAUCCAUAGAGAACCUACAGGCGCUGCAUCACAAGGGAUGGAUGAAUUCGAGCGUGAGAUGAGGCGGCGGAUAUUUUGCAAUCUUUAUAUUUGGGAUGCACGCCUAUCCAGCUCCCUCGAACGCCUCCCGUUCCUUUCUGACGGAUUUUGUACCACGAGCUUACCAAAGGUACACCAAAUCGCAGAUCUUGAGAAGAGUGGCGCUCCGGAGGCGUUUAUGGAACGGAUUCUACAAGCUCGAUUGGCCCGAUUCUGGAACAGCUUCAUCGGCAGCCGUAACACGUCGGUAUCUUACGAUCCCAGCGCCGCGGAGGAACGUUACGAAAGAUUUUGCACCGAGUUUAUCACAAAUAUUCCCGCUCCGUUUGGUUUGGAUCCAAAUAAAGAAUGGGACGUCGGCGUUCCUAAUCUAGCGCGGCAGCGACAACUAUUUCACGUCGCUAUAUAUAAUUCCGUCUGCAAUAAUUUCAAGCCGCUGCUUCGAUUGGAGCCUGACCAGAUCUCUGCUCUUCCAAGGUAUAAGCAGGCCAUUCUCCAACACCAAAAGAGAAGUUUAGCACGGGCAGCACUAAAUAUGCUGGAGGCUAUCACAACACUUCAUAGAUUAUUAGGCGCCACUCAUACACGUCUAUUCGACAUAAUCUUUCACACUUUUGAGGCGGCGGUGCUCCUUUCUUGUCUCUGUUUAGCUGGCGGGUCCGACUACGGUGAUGAUGGGGAGCCGACACAAAUAGGUCUCGACGACGACGGCUCGGGUUUCCCAGCUUUCUUCCGCUUAGUUGAUCCCCUAGCGACGAGGGCUAUGGAUAUUAGCCAGGCUAGAUGCGUAGAAGCUAUACGAGAAGCGCACGAGCGGUUACAAAUGCUAGCCGACCUCAACGCGAUGGCAGAAGCCGGAGCAAAAACUCUAGGAAGGCUUCUGGGACGUAUAGGAGAGUGCGGCACGCCGGAGGAUGACAUAUUAGAUACCCCGUCUUCUUCCUCGAUGUCGCACGUUAUAACAGCAAACAGCGGUCCGAUGAUCGCAAAAUUUCAGAUGUCGCAUACAGACAUCGAUCUGAUGAGCGAAGACAUGAACUGGUCAUCAAUCAUAGGAAUGUCCGAUUCGGAUCUUCAACUAUCACUAAGCAAUGUCGAUAUAGAACUUAGUCACUUUUGA